CGCAGAAAGUGACGAAACUGGAGCAGUGGAUGCAAACACUGACUCAAACACUCCCUGGGAACCCCCCCCCCUCGACAUUCAGCCCAGAUCGCGCCAGCUUUCUGGCUAUCCCAUUUGAAGACAUCGAAGGCACUGUUCACUGGACCAACUCACUUCACUUUACUAUGUUUAGGUCAGCUCAGAAGCAAAUAAGGCUCGUCCACGUAGGAGCAUGGAGCUUUAAAGAAUACUUCCUCGCCCUUCCUGUCGAGCCGUCUAUAGGUCCAUUGAUGGACUGUUCCUACGGUUCUGCGAUUUUAUCAUGGUCCAAGCUGAGAGUCUAUCAUUACCGCUAGUAGCCUUUGCUGCUGGCAUUGCCCUCCAUGUCUUUGCAUUCCGCUUUGGAGAAUGGGACAGAUCAUACCACAAAGCGGCUGCGGCUUAUGCUCUGCUGGCUGUGGUGGGCGCUGCCUAUACUCAUUUCGUGUUGACAAAGGGCAACAUUGGUCUCGUCGGAGCUUUUCGCACAAUCACAUACCUUGAGUUGGUGUCGAUACUUGGUAUUUUCACAAGCAUGAGCAUCUACCGAACGCUCUUCCACAGAUUGAACAGGUUCCCUGGACCGUUCGGCGCCAGAGUCUCGAAUUGGUAUAUUACCAGCUUGGCGGUCAAGAAUUUCCAGAUUUAUCGGGAGAUUGAGCAAUUUCACCAAAAGUACGGAGACUUUGUGCGGAUUGGUCCCACUGAGAUCUCGGUCAACAACGUCGAUGCUGUGCAGAAAUUACAUUCUGCCACCACGAAAUGCACCAAGGGCCCAUGGUAUGACUUGAGCGCAUGGAUCUCUCUUCACACCACUCGCAACAAGGCCGAGCAUGCUCGAAGACGAAAAGCGUGGGAUCGUGGCUUCAAUGCUCGAGCUCUUCGUCAUUAUGAACCUCGAGUCGUCAAAUACACGAACCAGCUUCUGAGCCAGAUCGAGAAGCAUGCUGGCAAGCCAAUGAACAUGUCCGACUGGUUCAACUUUUAUUCAUUCGAUAUUAUGGGGGAUCUUGCGUUUGGGGCUCAAUUUGACAUGUUGAAGGACGGCGUCAAGCACUACUUCAUGGUUGCACUUCACGGCUUCGUAAAGGCUGUUGGCAUCCUCAGCUACGCUAUCUGGAUUAUCCCGGUGUUUCGACUGAUGCCUGUACUCAAUGCUGAAGACCAAAAGUUCUGGAAGUGGGUGGGUCAGCAGAUCGACAAGCGUCGGCAGACUCGACUAGAACGACCAGACGUCUUUUCAUGGAUUCUCGAGGACCAUCAGUCGAAGAAGAAGCCUACCAGACAAGACGAGCUCAAUCUCAUCGGAGAUGGUGCGCUCAUUGCUGUCGCUGGAAGCGAUACCACUGCGGCUGCGCUCACCAUGUUGUUCUACGAAUUAUCACAGCACCCGGAGAUUGUUGAGAAGCUGCAAAAGGAGGUGGACCAGGCGUUUGAGAAGGGCGAAAUCGACUACAACGGUCUCUCCAAGUACAAGUAUCUCCAGGCUUGUAUCGACGAGUCACUGCGAUUACACCCACCGGUCCCAUCAGGUCUACAGCGUGUUACACCACCCCAAGGGCUUGAGAUCGCCGGGACGUAUAUCCCUGGAAACUCGUUUGUCAAGAUUCCCAUCCACACGCUUCAAAGAGAUGAACGCAACUUUGGCAUGCCCCUCGAGUUCAUCCCUGAGCGCUGGACUGAUCACCCAGAGCUCGUGAAGAAUGCAGACGCCUUCAUGCCCUUCUCGAUUGGCCCCUACGGCUGCGUCGGAAAGCAAUUGGCGCUCAUGGAAGUUCGUAGCGUGACUGCACACAUCUUACACGAGUACAACGUGAGGACAGCUCCAGGGUUUACACAGGAAAACUUCUUGAAAGAGAAAAAGGAUUGCUUCGCACUCGAGCUUGGACCUUUGGAGUUGAUUUUCGAACCAAGAACGUAGGGUUCGGGACAGUAAAUUCUUGGAAGCAUGCAUGGCAGACUUUGUGUGUCUCUUUAGUAGACACGGAAAUAAUAUUAAUGUUGUCCAUGAACGUCUCCAACUAUUUAACAAUUGUCAAGUGUUGUGGUGCGACAAGGCUAAUUGCCCUAUCAUAGGAGCCUGAGCCUGACGUGGCGAG
Molecule: messenger RNA, 2117 nt
Organism: Pseudovirgaria hyperparasitica
Lineage: Eukaryota; Fungi; Ascomycota; Dothideomycetes; Acrospermales; Acrospermaceae
Product: benzoate 4-monooxygenase cytochrome P450
Exons: 4
Coding region: 302-1939 (545 amino acids)
Molecular function (GO): monooxygenase activity; iron ion binding; oxidoreductase activity, acting on paired donors, with incorporation or reduction of molecular oxygen
Source: RefSeq, a predicted model, not a curated record